ACUAACAAAACAUAUGAGUCUGCUUUGUUAAGCAUCAAAGCAUUAAUUAAUAUUUCUUUUCACUGUUACUGGUAAGCAGUGUACCAAUAGAAAUGCAAACCCAGUUUCAGUAUAUUUUUGACAGCAUUGAUUUACUCCUGUGUACUCACUCUGAACUGUUUUCCCAGCCCCGUAGAGGGUCUGCUCUGUAUUACUGUCCCUGUCUCUGCCACCCACUUCUCUUCAAACACCAGGAAAAUGCCAAGCUGUCCCCCUGCUCCAAAAAGCAGAGGAGGGACCCUGCAAAGGCUACCAAACGCUUCCCAUCUGACAACCCAACAGCAUGUGUGGUCAAUGGAUAUCUCCAGAAUGGGCAAGGAAAAAGACUAUAUUGAAGUUGUGAUUCUGUUAGACCAAGCAGGUACGGGUCAGAAUAAUGAGCUGACAGAGUCAGCUGUUUGCGACUGGUGGAGUACGAACUCGUGUUAAAAUAUGAGGUCCCUACUUUGACUCUCUGAUGGUUUCAAGUAUUUAUUUCUGCCCUGUGGUGACAGCAUAUAGAACUGUGGUGGCUUUCUAGAAUGCUUGUUCUAGUAUUGAUGUACCUUAAAUUGUCUAUAAUUUCUGUUUUGGUAAUAACUUAUUCUAGGUGUUAAGAAUCAAUAUAUGGAAAAAAGAAAAACACUUUAAGCAUUGGCUUUUUAGAAGUGCAAAGAAAUGUGUUUGUUAAUCUGACCACAAUUUUUACUCGUUAUAUUCAGACAAGUGUAUUUUAAGAAUAACCAUGUUAAAGUGUGGCAGAAUAAAUGAAUUUUGGAUUAAAAUGGAAAAAAAAAAAAUACCCUGCUUUGGAGUGCAAUGAAGUUUAGUCCAUUUAGUAUGGAGGGACCUGGAAAUACUAGAAAAUAGUUGAAGGUCACUUGCUAACCAUUUAUUAUUAAAAUCUGUUGUUUUCUUAGGUGUACACAGACCUUGGAGGUUUUUUUUAAUUGAAUCACCUGUAUCCUGCUAAGCAAGAAACCAAAUUAAAAUUCUCUUCCCACUUCCACACCCCCACCCCCCUCCCCACCCCCCUCAUCGGGAAAGCACAGUAGUGGCUCCCUGUUUACUUCAAUGUCAGUUUGCUGCUAAUGGGUGUAAGUAAAUUAGAUGUCUUGUACAGAAAGCUUCUCCUCACUAAACUUUUCAUCAGAGGAUGGGGAAAGCCAGAGGAUCUGAAAAGAAUAUUCGAAUUCAGAAAGAUUAUUGGAAACAGGGAAAAAUGCCAGACACUGGUUUCAAAAGAUUACCCAGUGUUCAUUGACAAGGUUGAGGAGCAAUCUGACUGUAAAAUCCUUGAGGGGCACUUUAUUUCGCCAUUGGCUCAUUAUGUCCCAGGUAUCCUGCCAGUUGAAUCUCUUAUAGCAAGAUUUCAGUUCAUCAUACCCAGAAGAUGGAACAGCAAGCACAGACCUGUGUGCAUUCAUUUAGCAGGCACUGGAGACCAUCACUUCUGGAGGAGACGCACAUUAAUGGCACGCCCAAUGAUUAAAGAAGCCUGUAUGGCUUCCUUAUUGCUAGAAAACCCUUAUUAUGGCUGUAGAAAACCUAAGGAUCAAUUACGGUCAUGUUUAAAGAAUGUCUCGGACCUGUUCGUGAUGGGAGGAGCUCUUGUUCUAGAGUCGGCAGCUCUUUUGCACUGGCUAGAGAGAGAAGGCUAUGGACCACUAGGGAUGACAGGAAUAUCCAUGGGAGGACAUAUGGCUUCACUGGCAGUGACAAACUGGCCUAAACCAUUGCCAUUGAUUCCGUGUCUUUCCUGGUCAACAGCUUCUGCAGUCUUUACUACGGGUGUGCUGAGCAAAGCGGUGAACUGGAGAGAGCUAGAGAAACAGUAUUUUACACAAACUGUUUAUGAAGAAGAAAUCAUUCAAAUGCUUGAAUACUGUGGAACGGAUUCCUUCAAGAUGGGACAAGACUUUGUUAAAAACUUCCCUGACAGUGUAGACAGCCUGAAGGAUGUGGACAUGACUUCAAAAAUGUUCAACCUUGAUUCCUCAAGCAAAACUGUAUCUAAAGAAGCUGUUCACAGCUUUACCACAAGUACUCUAAGUGCCUCAUCAGAAAGACUCUUAGCACAAGAUGCUCCUAAAAUGCAGUGCAUAAAUCAAACAUUUUCAACCAGUAGCAAUAGCAAAAAAAACUUAAGCAGCUCACAAGAACACAGGAUAAAUAAAAAGAGAAAGAGUGACACUUUACAGAGAGAAUCCUUAAGGUUCAUGAAAGGAGUAAUGGAUGAAUGUACCCAUGUAGCUAACUUCUCAGUUCCCGUUGACCCAAGUUUAAUCAUAGUUGUACAAGCAAAGGAGGACGCAUAUAUUCCUCGAACUGGGGUACGCAGUCUUCAAGAAAUCUGGCCUGGAUGUGAAAUUAGGUACUUGGAUGGAGGUCAUGUGAGUGCCUACCUGUUCAAGCAAGGACUCUUCAGACAAGCAAUUUAUGAUGCAUUUGACCGCUUUCUUCAGAAAUACGCAGUUUAAAAAUCUUCAUAAUGUAUUCAAACUGUUCUCAUUUUCCACUCACUGGAACUCAUAUUUGGAAAAGAAGCCUCUUGCAACACUGAGUAGAUGAUCACUGAUUUUGACUGGUUUAGGUAACAAUUAUCAAAAAUGGUAAAGUACCAGCACUAAUUCCAUUUCAAACAGAUGCUGUUCUGACAUGCUUGCUUCAUCUUUACCCAUGAAAAACAAAUGGCAGUAUUUGUUAGCUCAUGAAUGAUUCAUGUACUUUGUGUUUAAUCACAUUGUGUGUUCCUUUAAUUCUGAAUGAAUUCUGGAUUGUG
This is a messenger RNA of Pezoporus flaviventris, 2800 nucleotides long. It is a transcript of the gene ABHD18, whose product is annotated as abhydrolase domain containing 18. The record is from RefSeq and is a predicted model, not a curated record. Lineage: Eukaryota; Metazoa; Chordata; Aves; Psittaciformes; Psittacidae. The transcript has 13 exons. Bases 1110 to 2498 code for a protein of 462 amino acids.